AUGGCUAUUGCCAUGGGCUGGCACAAACCCGACAAUGUCGCCGGGUCCUCUGCGCCCGCCAUCAUGGUCGGUCUCUUCGUCGCUACCGGCGGUGUUCUGUUCGGCUAUGAUACGGGCACCAUCAAUGGCAUCCUCGCCAUGACAUCGUUUAGGGAUCAAUUCAGCACCGGUUCUGUCGACGAGGACGGCGAGCUCGAUCUCCGACCCGACCAGAUCGCCAUCACCGUAGCCAUCCUCAGUGCCGGAACUUUUGCUGGCGCCUUGAUCUCCGCUCCCUUUGGCGAUUGGAUAGGUCGCCGUUUAUCCAUCAUUGCCUCCAUCGGCGUCUUCAUUCUUGGUGUGAUAUUUCAGGUUACCGCCGAUGCUCUUCCGUUAUUAUUGGCCGGGAGAUUCUUCGCCGGCGUUGGAGUCGGCGCCGUGUCUGUGCUUGUUCCGCUCUAUCAGUCCGAGAUGGCUCCCAAAUGGAUUCGCGGGACACUAGUUUGCGCAUAUCAGUUCUCCAUCACCAUUGGUCUAUUGGCCGCUUCGAUUGUGAACCAAUUAACAUAUCAAAUACCAGGCGCUGCUGCCUAUCAGAUUCCUUUCGGCCUUCAACUCACAUGGGCCGUAGUCUUAAGUCUUGGUCUGCUCAUCUUGCCAGAGACACCGCGAUAUCUCAUCAAACGUGGUGAUAAACUCGCAGCUGGUCUCGCUCUUAGUCGUUUAAGACGUCUUGAUAUUACACAUCCAGCCCUUCAGGAGGAGCUUGCUGAGAUUGAAGCCAACCAUGAAUACGAACUCGCUCUCGGCAGCGCAUCAUACCGCGACGUCUUUACGGGAUCUCCACACCUUGGCCGCCGAAUUCUCACAGGUUGCGGGCUUCAGAUGCUCCAGCAACUCACUGGUAUCAACUUCAUUAUGUAUUAUGGGACCACAUUCUUUCUCGGUGCCGGCGUUAAUAACCCCUUCACGAUUUCUCUUGUCUUGAACGUCAUCAACGUCGUCUCUACUGUUCCCGGCCUGUUCGUUGUCGAAAGCUGGGGCCGUCGGAAGCUUUUAAUCGUCGGCUCGAUUGGAAUGGCCAUAUGUCAACUAGUUAUUGCCAUCUUCUCGACUGUGGCUUCCGAUAUGAAGGGGCUGGUUGCGAAACUACUUAUUGUUUUCCUCUCCUUUUUCGUUUUCUUCUACGCCGCAUCUUGGGGCCCAGUCGCCUGGGUGGUCACUUCAGAGAUUUAUCCCCUCAAGGUUCGAGCCAAAUCCAUGUCCAUUUCCACGGCUUCCAAUUGGCUACUCAAUUUUGGCAUCGCAUACGGGACGCCAUUCUUAGUUGAAGAAGGAACUGGAUAUGCCUCUCUCGGUUCCAAGGUCUUUUUUCUUUGGGGGGCCUUCUGUGUCCUAGGGGCCAUCUUCGUUUAUUGUAUGGUUUUCGAAACUAGCAAGAUCAGUCUUGAACAGAUCGACGAGAUGUAUGAACGGGUACACCUUGCGUGGAAGAGUAAGGGUUUUGAACCAAGCUGGAGCUUUCAACAACUGCGUGACGAAGGGUUCGCUGAUAGCGGUAUUCCACCGACGGAGCAUGAGCUGGAACCUUCGAGAACAGGUUCAACAGCGACUGAUUCGAGUAUACAAACGAUACAAACGACAGGGCAUCACACGGAAAACAGCGAAUCGGAAGAGGAUAAAGCAGUUCGCGAGUUAGGACUGAGCAACGUCGACUUUAGCUAUUGA
Xylaria bambusicola is the source of this 1707-nucleotide messenger RNA. RefSeq names its product general substrate transporter. The transcript is spliced from 3 exons. Gene Ontology annotation, cellular component: membrane. The record is from RefSeq and is a predicted model, not a curated record. Gene Ontology annotation, biological process: transmembrane transport; carbohydrate transport. NCBI's taxonomy places the organism in Eukaryota, Fungi, Ascomycota, Sordariomycetes, Xylariales, Xylariaceae. Gene Ontology annotation, molecular function: carbohydrate:proton symporter activity. The coding region runs from base 1 to 1707 and encodes 568 amino acids.